AUACCACUUGAAAAAAUAAAUGAUAACAACAUCGAUUGUCUUGGUGCUACUGAUGAACGAACACUGUGCCGAGAAGACGGCUAUAAAUACCAAGAACAUAAUUUCUUAUGUAAAAACUCAAGUUCGCAAAAAUGCAUAAAUCUUGCUCAUUUAUGCAACGGUAAAUUCGACUGUGAAUAUGGUGAUGAUGAACAAUUUUGUAUGAAAAGUUAUAUCUAUGGACUGUCCUCCUUAAAUGGCAAAGUUUCUUAUUCUGAAAUUGAGCAAUUUUUCUAUAAAGAAUUAGUAACAAAAAGAAAAUCAUUUAUUAAACACUUUUUAUUAGAUGGAUUGACAGAAUUCAAUACGGAUAAUCAAACAACUAGUAUUAGACCAUCAGGAAUUAUUCGACGUCCACAGCAAUAUGAACUUAUGAUGAACAGAAAGAAUCCAUGUUCUCGAGGUAUUCAAUUACGCGUUUGGCUCAAUGAACAAAAUAAUUCAACAACAAAUACAUGUCUUUGUCCGCCUAGUUAUUAUGGUGAUCAUUGUCAAAAUCAAAAUCAACGUGUUAGUUUAACUAUGGCAUUUCGAGUAAUGUCUGAUUCGCGAUCAACAUUAUUUACAAUUAUAAUCUCACUGAUCGAUGAUAGCGAACAAAGAAUUAUUCAUUCAUACGAACAAUUGAGUUAUUUAUCGAUUAGAGAUUGUAAAACUAAAUUUAAUGUCUAUUUAGUUUAUUCAAAUCGACCAAAAUCUCAAACAAGAAAUUAUUCAAUACAUGUUGACAUUUAUGAAAAAAUUUCGCUAAAUUAUCGAGCAAGUUUCUUAUAUCCAAUCGAAUUUCCAUUUUUACCAGUUCAUCGUCUAGCAUUUAUUGCUACUAUUCCAAGUUCAAAAGACUUUAUUAAAAGUUGUUCAAAUUUAAAAUGCAUUCAUGGCAAAUGUGUUAUGUAUUCGAAUAGUCGAGAUCAUCCUACAUAUUGUCAAUGUAAUGCAGGAUGGUCUGGUCAAUAUUGUACUAUUCC
This is a messenger RNA of Rotaria sordida, 1007 nucleotides long. The record is from the annotation of a GenBank genome assembly. NCBI's taxonomy places the organism in Eukaryota, Metazoa, Rotifera, Eurotatoria, Philodinida, Philodinidae.